Messenger RNA from Copidosoma floridanum, 4211 nucleotides. RefSeq names its product bestrophin family protein (gene Best2). Lineage: Eukaryota; Metazoa; Arthropoda; Insecta; Hymenoptera; Encyrtidae. The record is from RefSeq and is a predicted model, not a curated record. Gene Ontology annotation, molecular function: chloride channel activity.
GCAGCUCGGAGCCGGGGCCCGUCGCUCGGCUCCUGCAGUCCCGCGAGAGGCUCUCCCGAGUCCCCAACGACGAUCACCCGCCACACAUAUCGCGGCUCCGUUCGUGCGUUCGCUCUUCUAUUACAGGCUCUACCGCGGUAAUACAGAGUGGAGGCGUGUACUGCAGCUAGCGCAGCAACCUGGAGCCCUCGUGGGAGAGCCCACGGCUAACCGCCACUCGAUGUGAGGCACUGGUGACGGGCUAGAGCAGAGGAGAGCCGGAGGAUCCCUCCCCCUUCGGGAUGACGAUCUCGUACGCGAGCGAAGUGCCGAACGGCUCUUCCUUCGGCUGCUUCUGGAGGAUCCUGAUCAAGUGGAAAGGAUCCGUGUACAAGCUAAUCUGGCGGGAGCUCCUGGUGUACCUCUUGGCCUACUACAUCAUCAACUUCAUCUACCGAUAUGCGCUCAACGAGGAGCAACAAAAGGUGUUCGAAAGGAUUCGGUACUACUUUGGCAACUCGAGCGAGUCGAUACCCAUGUCUUUCGUGCUGGGCUUUUACGUGAGUCUGGUCGUCAAGAGGUGGUGGGAGCAGUACAAGCUCUUACCUUGGCCCGACAAUCUUGCCCUUUUCAUCAGCGCUGCGAUACCAGGAAACGACGAGCGAGGCCGACUGAUGCGUCGGAACAUCGUGCGCUACGCAGUUUUGGCCUACGUGAUAACGCUGCAGAGGAUCUCGCUGCGCGUCAAGAGGCGCUUCCCGACCCUCCAGCACAUCGUCGACGUAGGCCUCAUGAUGGAGUCGGAAAAGAAGAUAUUCGAAAUGAUGAACAAAAAGGCGGCCAUGUCCAAGUACUGGAUGCCCCUCGUCUGGGCGACCAACAUAAUCAACAGGGCGAGAAAGGAGCAGCUGAUAACGAGCGACCACGUGGUCCAGACCCUUCUGGUCGAGCUCAGUGACAUACGCAAAAGGCUGGGCGGACUCAUCGGCUACGACACCGUCUGCGUGCCUCUCGUUUACACGCAGGUGGUCACACUAUCCCUGUACGCUUACUUUUUAUCUGCUCUCCUGGGCCGACAGUUCAUAUACCAGAGCGAGGCAGGCUCUGGAUUCAGCGGCAAAUACGAGGUCCCGGACAUGUACUUCCCGUUCUUCACCACUUUGCAGUUUUGUUUUUACGUCGGCUGGCUGAAAGUAGCCGAAGUCUUGAUCAACCCAUUUGGCGAGGACGACGACGACAUCGAGCUCAACUGGCUGAUAGACCGUCACAUAAAGGCGGCAUACAUGAUAGUCGACGAGAUGCACGAGGAGCACCCGGAGCUGCUCAAGGACCAGUACUGGGACGAGGUGGUGCCCAAGGAUCUGCCGUACACGGUCGCGAGUACCAAUUACAGGAGGGAGGAGCCAAAGGGCUCGGCCGAGUACUACAAGGUCAAGGAGAGCGACGCCCUUUACGCCAACGUCACCCUUGGCAUGAACGACCCAUCGCACAACGGGCACCGUGGCAAGUCUGGCCACAUGCAGGACGACGUCUACGCCGACUACGAGAGCGUCGACACGCCGCUGGUGGAGAGGCGAAAGAACUGGCUGCAGCGCCAGAUAACGCGAAUGGGCUCGGUGCGCAGCAGCACGACGACCUACAGCAGCGGUGGCUUUUUCUCGCGAAAUCGGCACAACAGCGUAUACAGUAGCCCGGAGACGGGCCAGGCGGGCAACGGGAUGCCCCUGCAGGGCGGCCAGAACAAUCCGAGCUUCAAGAUCUCCCUCUACGACCGGCUGAGGCGCAAGAGCAUCCAGAGCCAGAGGAUGGCCGGUAGGCAGCAGGUCGUCGCCCAGACUAAGCUCAACUCCGUGCCGAUAUCCUUGAAAAAUCGGCCCCGCAUUCCAACCCCGGACGUCACGAAGGAGGUGGUCGACAGGGAACAACGGCUCGCCCUCUCGGCGAGCAACGCCGUAAGCAUCGGGGCCGGCGUCGUCGGCGUUAUCCCGCCUGUCACUCAGACUCCUUAUCAGCACAGCGGACCAGGGCACUCCAUACACGACGUUCCCGUUCUUCAGGUCGUGGUCGGCGGCAACGGGGCCACCGGCUUGGUCCUCUCCCCCAUCCAAGAGAAAACAGAGGGUACCCCGGUGUUGAGGCCGGCGGCGGCUCACCUGGCCCAGGCGGUACUGCCGCAGAGUCUCAAGGCAACGAACUUUGUCACGACGCCGGUCGCACUGCCGGUUACCAUGGGCCAACUGACGAGGUUCGUCUCGGGUAUCACGACAACAGCCUCCCCUACGACCCAUUCGGGGAUGAUGGUUGCGAGGAACGUGGGAGCGCCGAGCAGUUCGAUCGAGGUGCCCCAGGCCACUCUUACGGAACUCAGUAGCAACGGCAGCGGCGCCGAGGACGAUAGCACGGCCAGCACGAGCAUCGCGACCAGCCAACACGAUGACGGUAAGGUCGACGACGACAGUGGCUUCAAGCGCAAGUCACCGAUACUCAUGGACCCGGAGAAGCUCGACGCCGUUGUCAACUUUUCUCACCACCAGCACGACCAAAACGAUUGGAACUACCUGGUGCAAGCGAGCGAGCAGAGGGCGGCGCGGUCCGAGCCCAAGGGCAGGCGUUCCACGUCCCUGCCCGGGCCCCCAGCCACCGUGAGUAGCUUGCAGGUGCGCGAGGACCGAAGCAACUCGAUGCCACACUCCCUUGGCCCGACUCAGCAACAUAACGGCAGAGCAGUACCGGCGAGACCCGACAGUCUCGCGGUCGAGAGGCUGCGCUCGCUUCAACCGGCGGUGGGCUCCUCGCAGCCAAACAGUCCAGCGAGGCCGAGGAGUGGAAGCUUCGACCAGACGGCCAACAACAAUAACAACGACAAGGUCACCCCCGACGAGGUGCUCAGGAAGAUCAGCGUCCACGGCAAUCCCAGCAAUAGUCCGACUUCCAGCCUCCCGCCACCGAUUACCCCCAGCAAGCGCAGCGAGGUCUACGUCUGACGGUUUCUAUUUGCCUGGUGUUAGUGCCUCGUUGUUAUGCGACCCCUCAGUUUUUCCACAUGCAGCUGUGUGCUGAAAGUUUGCGGCGCGUGCAUCGGAACUAAAAUGCUUAUGUUACUAAAUUUUAAAGUUUAGUUACACGCGUUGUCCACUUUUCCAUACAUUUUUUUUUUUUUUUUGUACUUUACUACGGUUUAUUUGUAUAUACAGCCAACGAGGUAGGAGCGUCCUACACGGAAAAUUGUUGAAUCGUAGUUGAAGAAUUUAUUGGUGUUUCUUUUUUCCCUCACAAAUGGCAUACAUACACAGUCAUCGAAAUCGUUAGAUCUUUGGAUGUUUUACUCGAUAAGUCGUAAGAUAUCUAACUUUCAGUGAAUUAAAAUUGAAGAAUACACCGUCAAUCGAUCGUUUAAGUUAGUAAAAUAUGUACAGUGUUUUUGAUAAUCAGUGAUGCAAGUUGGUACAUCGAAAAAAAAAAAAAAAAUACCGUUUUAAACCUACUUCUUCAAGUUACAUACCGUCCUAUACUUGUGAUGUUUUAGUACUAUUAUCUUAUGAAGACACUAAUGUUUAAAGUUACUUCAAUUGAUAGGAGUAUAUAUUAUUAUGAAAACAAUGAUAAUUCCACUUUUACACUGUUUCGUUACAAUAAAUAUAGGUAGAUAGGUAAAUUUAAGGUGACGUUGAGUGCGUUUUUGUAUUGUAUAGUAUCAACGAGUGUCGCAAUUAGAAAAGUAAUAGAACCUACCUAACGUGCAUGUAUGUAAAUAAAAUUGAUAUUAUACGCUAAUAACGAGCGAGAUGUCGUUGCCAUAAUUACACAAGAUUUCUCGCUCGCCAUGGAUACUUAUGUGUGUAAUAGUGCCGAAUUUUUUUUAUACUCGUUGAUUCAGCCGAGAUUACAGAGUUAUGGUUUCAUUACACUGAUACGAAAAAUGAUGUAACGGAUGCGUGCAAUUUAUAUAUGAGGCCAUAAUCGCCAUACUCAUUUGUUUGUCGUGUAAUGUUUAGGUACGAGACGACAUGGAGUUUUUCUUCACGGAACGAUUUAUUCAUGUAUACUUUUAUAAGAGAGAAAAACUAUGCAGUCUGGCUACGAUUGUUGAGUUUAUAAAUAAGCAACGGUUAACGAAAUGUUAAGUUUAAUAUCAAUAUAUAGAAUAUAAUAAAAUAUUGCAUCUAUUUACGAAAAAUGAGUAGAUAUUGUUAAUUAUAUCAAUUGCAACUAGGUUAGCGUUGCAGAUGUAA